AUACGCGGGUUAAUUUGAUAACAUUCGACACAAGCUGGGCACCAACAUCCUACGAGUGUAAUACUCUUAUAAUGCUCGUGAUAUGGAACAAAGACAUUUCAGCAUCAGCAUCAGAAAUGGUUUCUAAAAUGAAUAUACAGUUGAGAAGUGGGGAUGUAGCGUCAAGCAAGACAUUAAGCUUUGCUGAUGUGGAAGUCCGAGUAAGCUAAAACUAAAAAAGAAGCUAUCAGUACUUUUAAUAUUUAAGAUUCCAAUAAUUUUGUUCAUUUGCCAUUUUUAAAUACUCUUUUCAUAUUCUUGUGCUCACGUGCGUUAUGCAAGAAUUCAUGCUUCUUCAAAUUCUGAUUGGUUUUUCUUUCUUGGCAACGGCAAUUUCGAAGCCGGAAAAUGAUCACAAGUCGCGAGUUAUUAAUAAGGAACCAAACAAUGAAGAACAUUAUGUCAAUUCUCAACAUAAUCCUGCCUAUGAUCAUGAAGUUUUUUUAGGUGAAGAAGCAAAAACUUUUGAUCAGCUUACUCCUGAAGAAAGUACAAGAAGAUUAGGAAUAAUAGUUGAUAAAAUAGAUAAAGAUAAUGAUGGCUAUGUUACUGGAGAAGAACUUAAAGAUUGGAUAUUAUAUUCUCAACGGCGUUACAUACGGAACAAUAUUGAACAUCAAUGGAAAUCUCAUAAUCCUGAAGAAAAAGAGAAACUUCCAUGGACAGAAUACUUAGCAAUGGUUUAUGGAGAUAUGGAUGAACAGGAAGCAGAGAAUCAUGAAAAAUCUAAAGAUAAUACUUUUUCAUAUGCUGCUAUGCUUAAAAAAGAUCGCAGACGUUGGACAGCUGCAGAUUUAGAUGGUGAUGAUGCUCUUACAAAAGAAGAGUUUGCUGCUUUCCUUCAUGUAGAGGAAGCUGAUCAUACAAAGGAUAUUGUAGUAUUAGAAACCAUGGAAGAUAUUGAUAAAGAUGGUGAUGGCAAAAUAUCUCUUUCAGAAUAUAUUGGUGAUGUAUAUGAUGGGGCAGAAGGUGAAGAAGAACCAGAGUGGGUAAAAAAUGAAAAAGAGCAAUUUUCUAUGUAUCGUGAUAAAGAUGGUGAUGGUUUCUUAGAUUUGGAAGAGGUUAAAACGUGGAUUAUUCCAGCUGAUUUUGAUCAUGCAGAGGCAGAAUCUCGUCAUCUUAUAUUUGAAGCAGAUACAGAUGCAGAUCAAAAACUUACUAAAGAUGAAAUAUUGAAAAAAUACGAUAUUUUUGUUGGUUCUCAAGCAACUGAUUUCGGUGAAGCAUUAACCAGACAUGAUGAAUUCUAAUAUCGUACAUAAUUUUCAAAUAAUACUCUUAGAAAUAAACAAAAUAAGAUAAUUGAAACAUGAAGAACAUUUAUAAAGCAUUUAUUAGAGAUAUUUAUCUUUACUAAUAGAUUAAGAAUCAGAAAUGGCUAAUUUUUACUUACCUCAUUGUAAACAAAAAAAUCAUUACAUGAAAAUGUAAAUAUAUAUUAAUCAUUGUAAUAAAUUUCAAAUAUUUUAAA
Messenger RNA from Apis florea (little honeybee), 1510 nucleotides. It is a transcript of the gene scf, whose product is annotated as Calumenin B scf. NCBI's taxonomy places the organism in Eukaryota, Metazoa, Arthropoda, Insecta, Hymenoptera, Apidae. Gene Ontology annotation, molecular function: calcium ion binding. The record is from RefSeq and is a predicted model, not a curated record. Gene Ontology annotation, cellular component: endoplasmic reticulum.